Strongyloides ratti is the source of this 9801-nucleotide messenger RNA. RefSeq names its product Blue cheese. NCBI's taxonomy places the organism in Eukaryota, Metazoa, Nematoda, Chromadorea, Rhabditida, Strongyloididae. Gene Ontology annotation, molecular function: protein binding. The record is from RefSeq and is a predicted model, not a curated record. Bases 1 to 9801 code for a protein of 3266 amino acids. The transcript is spliced from 3 exons.
AUGACUGCAGAUCGUAAAUUAAUUUUAAUGCACUUACGCAAAACAUUUGAUAAUAUUAUUAAAGCAAAUUUUGAAGAAGAAACUGUGGUUGUAAGAGAAUUUGAUUAUUUCAAUGAAAGACUUUUACCAUUAUUUACAAAUGUAACAAAUUUAUAUGGAAAAAGUGAAUUAAUUGAACAAUUUCCUGAAAUAUUUUUAUUUAUGUCAAAAAUGACGACAAUUCUUGUUCAAGAGAUACGAUUACGUGCUGGAAAUAAUAGUACUGUUUUAGCAGCUAAUGCUAUUGCUGAAUUUUUAUCACCAUUAAAAGGUGUUACUAAUGGUUGGGAACUUUUACAAUCUGUUACAUAUCUUGUAACAAGUAAUAAUAAUAUGAUUAUUGAAGCUGCUUGUCAUGCAUCAUUACCAUCAACAAUAGUUAAAAGUUUAUAUCUAUUUUUUGAUCUAUCAAAUGAGUAUAAUAAUGAUUUAUCACAUGCUAGAGAAAAAUUAAAAUUAAAUUUAGAAUCAUUAAUUACAUUUCUAUUUCGUCAUAAAGUUUCUGUAGAUGAAUUAAUUCUUAAAGAUGACUUACCAUUAACAUUUAUUGGUGCUAGUACUCUUACAACACCAUUAAAUAAUUACUGGAGAGAUUUAAAUUUAAAAAUAAUUAAACAAAUUUUUGAGCAUACUUUAACACCAACAAUAAUAAAAUAUAUUAAGGUUCGUGAAUGUUUUACACAAUAUUUAGUAAAUAUUGAGGGUACUACUCAUUUACCUGAUAAUGACCAAAUAGAUGCAAUUGUAACAUUAAUUAGUUUAUUAAAAUCAUCUACAAAAUGUGGAAAUGGAAUAUUAGAACUUUUUUCAAUUAUUGGUGGAUAUGAUAAACUUGUACAAUAUAUUAUUCAAAGACAAUCAAAAGAGGAAGUUGUUAAAAAAAUUAUAAAUGUUAUAGGAAAAGAAUUACCAUUUAUUGGUAUUUCAGAUAUUAAACCAAUAUAUCCUAAUAAUAUUCAUGAUAAAGAAUUUAAUUUACCAAAACCAUUAGGAUGUGGUAUGACAUUAUGGAAUAUUAUGGCUAUUAAAUGUCUUUAUAAUGUAUUUUUAUUAACAAAAUCUGAUGUUGUUAGUGAGGUUAUCGCAAAUAUAAUUCGUGACAUUUAUACAAAAGAUCCAAGUAAUUAUUUUUUAGGAGAAAAUGACUUUGAAUUGGUAAAAUUUUUUGAAGGAAUGGAAACAAAAAAUAUACAAAUACAAUUACCAUUUUUUGAGAUUCUUGAAUUUUUAUUACGUGAAGUUGAGUAUGUUCCAAGAAAAGAAUUAACAACAUUAUCAGUCAUUUUACGUAAUCAAUUAUCACUUGAAAGAUAUAAUAUUUGUAAUAUGUAUAUGAAAAAAAUAUUUGUUUUAUUAACAUUACAUAGUAGUCUUAAAGAUAUUUUUACAGAUAUAGGAUUUAUUGAAACAUUUACUUGGAUAUUUAAUUUAUCAAUUGAUAUAUUAAAAAAAAAUAAUACAAAAAAUUUUUAUAUACAAAUGGUUUUACCAAUAAUGGAUUUAUUAAAUUUUAUGAUAAAAGGUCAUCCAUUUAAUGCACAAUUAAUUUCUGAUAAAUUAGAAUCAUCAAAAAUUAUUGAAAAUCUUUGUAUUGAUAAUGAAAAUUCAUCUAAUAAUAUGGCAAUAUUAUUAAAAAAUCUUUUAAUAUUUACAAAAAAUGAAAAAUAUAUGAGACUUGUUAUGCAAACAUUAACUAAUAAUCCAUCAUCAUAUAAAUUAAAUAAUCUUUUACUUAAUGUACUUUUAUCAGCUUUAAAAGAAAGUCACAAAGUUAGAAUUUCCUUUAGAAAAGUUGAAGGAUACUCAUGUUUAAUAUCAUCACUUCUUAAUUUUGAAUCAAACUUUAUUGAACCACUUUUUACAGAAGAAUUUAAAAAAUCAAUUGAUUACAUAUCUCUUAUAUUUAAAGUUAUUACAAUUUCAAUGAGAUUUGAACCAUCUAAUUCAAAAUAUUUUUCACAAGAAAUUAAAUUUGAACUUUUUACAUCAAUAAUACGAUUAACUGGUGCAUUUACGCAAACAUUAACAAUUCCUUAUAAUUGUGAAAAAAUUACUUCAUCACAAGGUUUUUUAUCAGCAUUAAGAUCAAUUCAUGUUAUUUUUAAAUCAUCAAUUUUUGAAGAAGAAUAUGAUGAUAAUUUAACAGUUGAUAUACCAGAUGAAAUAAUUUUAGUAUGUUAUUUUUUAAAACAAUUUCUUGAAAUGGCUUUUGAUAGUAUUGAUAGAUCACCUAAUAUAAUUAAAUUUAAUGAUAUUAAUAAUAUUAAUAUUGAAGGAUCAUCAGAUAAUGUUACAUUAAUUGAUAUUGGUCAAUCACCUAUUGUUCAUACAAAUGGAAUGUUAUGUUUUAUAUCAUUAUUAGCAUCAAUACCAAUAACAUCAUCACCAUUUAUUAGUGGUGUAACACAAUUUUAUGGUUUUGUAUUAUUAAAAGAUUGUCUUAAACAUGAAAGAAAUCAACAAGUUAUGUGUACAGGACAAUUACCUAAAUUAUUAUUAGAUAUUGCUGAAGAAGUUUUUAAUAAUGAAAAUCAUUUACUUUAUCCACCUAUUAUAUAUAUUUUUGAAAGAUUAGCAAGACAACAAAUAUUUCCUAGAGAUUUAAAAAAAUUUUUACGUCUUGGUAAUCCAUUAUGUUGUAGAGAUUUAGAUGAUGAAAUACCACAAAAUAUAAAUAAUGAAAAUAAAGAAGGUGGAUCAUUAGAUUUUUAUAGAGUUAAAGCAUUAGCAUCAAUGCUUACACCACGAUAUAAUUCAUCAUUUGAAUUACCACCAUUUAUUGAAUUUGAUUUAAGUUAUGAAGGUUUUGCAUCACUUUUAGUUCCAUCAAUUGCACCACAACAACUUCAAUCAUCUAGUCCAGUAUCAACAAAUCAUAUAUUUCCACCACUUAAUGGUUUAACACUUACAACAUGGAUAUAUAUACAUGGAAAUAAUAAUGAAAAUAAUAUUAAUAAACAAUCAAUUAUAUUACCAUUAAUAAAUAUUUUUAGAUCUUUUAAAGGACAAACAGAUGAUAGUAGUAAAGUUAAUUUUAGAAAUAUGAUAUCAUGUUUUAAUGCAGAAUUAAAUAUAAAUGAGAUGACAAUAUCAGUAUCAACAUGUGAAAUGGAAUUUUUAAGAUUAAUAGAUCAUGUUAGUCGUGGAAUUGUUAUUGAAGGACAAGUUCAAGGAUCUGUUAAAAAUUUAAUUAAAAAAGAACAAUGGAAUAAUAUUGGAAUUGUUUUAACAAAAUCUGUUUUAAAAAAUUCAACAAUUGAAAUAUAUAUUAAUAGUGAAUUAGUUUUAACACAAAAAAUUCAUUAUAUUUCAGCAAAUUCAGUACAUCCUAUAACAAAAACACAUAAACAAACUGGUGUUCAUGCUUUAAUUGGUGUCUCACCAUUUACAAGAAAAUUAUUAAAUUUAAAAUGGAAAAUGUCAAAUUAUUUUUUAUUUGAAGAACCAUUAUCAUAUGAUGCUAUUAAAAAAAUACAUAGUUUAGGGGCUAAUUAUGUUGGUAAUUUACAAGCAAUUGAACCUGAUGGUACACAAUUAAUUGAAGAAGAUAAAAUAAUAUUUUCAUUAAAUGCUUCAGCUAAUUUUGAAUGUUCAGUUAUGAAAUUAAAAAAUAUGUAUCCAAGAAUUGAUUAUGAUAUAUUAGCAAAUUUAUUAAGUGUCUCAAUAAAUGACAAUUCAACACCAUUACGUGUUUUAUGGAAUACAGCAAAUAUUGGUAAUUAUGAUAGUAGAAGUUAUGGUGGUGUAACAAUAGGUUAUUUAGGUAUUCGUGUAUUUCAUCCACUUCCAGCAUCUAAAAUUCUUUCAUCAAUUGGUGGUGAAUUAAGUAUUUUAGGAUUAAUUGCAAUGUCAACAACUUCUGAAGAAUUGUAUAUAUCAAUGAAAGCUCUUCUAUCAGCAUUACAAACAUCAACAACUAUAUGUGAAAGUAUGUUAGAAAAUCGUGGAUAUCAAAUGUUAGCUAUGUUAUUAGAAGAUAAAGGACAUAUAAUGAAUGCAAAUAUUUUACAUCUUGUUAUUUCUUUAACAGAAACUGCUAGUUUAAAUGUUUCUAAUAAUAGACUUAUUCAUAAAUCACAUGAAGCAUUUGAGGAUCUUUUAUGUGAUUUAGAUGUUUGGUCAAAAGCUUCAGAAAAUUUUAGAACAAUAUUAUUUGAACAUUUAUAUGAAAUGAUUAUUGAUCCACAAAAAGAAAGUGUUGUUGAUGCCAAAAAAUCAACAUUAUUACAACAUUUACUUAUUUUUCUUCUUGAUUCACCAUCACCUAUUGCUUUUAAAACAGAUACAAUUUUUAAUUUAAUUACAGUACUUCUUCAAGGAAUGACUGAUUCAAAAAAAAUUUUAUGUUAUGGUCAAGCUUUAGCUGGAACAAUACCAUCAAGUACUUCAGAACAAGUUAUUGAAGAAACAUUUCCAUUUUUAACAGGAGCAUUAAAAAAUAAAUUAAUUGAUAGUAGUAAUUCAGGUGAAAUUGACAAAAAAUUAUAUUUUGUUUAUAUAAGAAAUAGACUUUUAAAUAUUCUUUUUACAGCAUUAUCAAAUGCUCAACAAAAUAUUAGUUGUCAGAUGGGUGAAUCUAUUGUAAAAAAUCUUGGUUUUGAUUGGUUAUUUACUUUUUUUAUUCCAUCAAUACAUCCAUGUACCUUUUUUACAGCUUUAAGAAUUUUACUUGAAAUAUUAAAACAUCAAUCAAUCUUACAAAAAUUUAAAAAUGGUCAAAAUAAUGGUGAAUGGUUAGCUGAUGCUGAUUCAGCAACUAAAAAUCGUGUAGCUGUAUUAUUAGGAUUUUCUGUAAAUAAUACAGAACAAUCAACUGGUGUUUCAUUAGGUAUUAAUAAAGAAGUUUUAGCAUGUUCAGGAUAUGAAUUUUUAUUUCAUCUUUUACCUAAUCAUUAUGAUAAACCAUUUGCUAUUAUUGGAAUUUUUUCAAUACUUUUUAAUCAAUCAACAUCAUUUUUAACAAAUAAUAGUGAUUUAACAACAGAAUCUAUAUGGUCUGAAGUUUUUUCAUUAAAUAAGACAGGUUCUAUAACAGAAAUUGCAUCAAAUGUUGAAGUAAAUAGUGAUGCUUUACCAACAUUAACAAAAAUGUUAAAUAUAUUGAUAUUAAAUAAUAAUGAUAAUGAUGUUAAUGAAGAAAAUCUUAUGAAAUGGAGUCAAAUAAUAGUUAAUAUUAUUAUUUUCUUUUAUCAAAAUUCACCAAAUUUUUAUAAUACUAUUAAUAUGUCAAGAUAUUUUGUAUGUGUAUUCAAAAUAUUAUAUUCAUAUACAGAAAAUAAGGAAAUUAUAGCAGAAUAUUAUAAACCAAGUGUUAAAUUAUUAUAUGAUUUUAUUUCAUCAAUAUUAAUAAAUGAUUUAUUUAUAAAUCAUGAAAUUGAAGGUGGUUUUUUAUUAGAUUCAUUGAUAGAAAAUAUUUCUGAUACAAGUUCAGUUUUUUCAACAUCAAAAUCACCAUUUUCAACAAUUGUUAAUUUAUAUCUUGAAAUAUUAAGACAACAACCAUCUUUUAUAAAUUAUAAAAUAACUCUUAUACCUAAACAAGUAAAAUUAUAUUAUGAAUCAUCAUCAAUAUUAUCAAAUAUAUUUUAUACAAUAACAAGAUUAAUUGAUUGUUGUUGGUUAGGAUAUAUUCAUGAUAAUUCAUACAAAAUAUUAGAAAUUCUUCUUCGUGUUAUGCAAGAAAUUAAACAAGUAUAUUCAAGUACACAAAAAAAUAAUAUUGUUAUUGAAGAUAUAUAUAUCAAUAGUUUUUUUAGAAUUGUACUAUAUAUUCUUAGUAGACCUAUUAAUAAUAUUAAUAGUCAAUUAUCUGUUCUUGAUACAUUAUCACAACUUCUUCAUAAUGUUCAUUUUUUUGUUAAUUCACAUUCAUCAAAUAAUACCUAUUUUGGUCCAUUAAUUCAUUUAAUUUUUGUUUUAUCUGAAACACCUGAUUUAUUUUAUAAUCCUAAUCAAAAUGUUGAAUUAGAAAAAGGUUCAGCUCAAAUAGCUGUAUGUGCUGGAAGUGUAUGGGAAAUGAUAUAUCAAUAUAGAAGUAAAUUUCUUAAUGAUCUUUUUAAACAACCUGUUGAUGAUGAUAUAUUAACAUCUCGUGUAACAUUUGGUGGUAUUGCAAAUGGUUUUUGGUUAAAUUUUCUUGAUUCACAACAAGAUAUUGAUAUGUCUUUAUCUAAAUUUACAAAUAUAUUUAAAAGUAAUUUUGGAUCAAGAUUAACAAGAAUGGGAAGUACAUUUUCAAAAUUAACAACAAAAAAAGGUCUUACUGCUGCUGCAAUAAAUGCUGUAUCAUCAGCUGCAUCUGUAACAUCUUCAACAUUUUCUGGAUCUAGUGGUAAAGAUUCAUCAAUAGAUGGAAAUAUAUUAAAUAGAAGUGAUUCAAUAUCAUCAGUAUCAUUUACAGAUUCAAUAACUAGAAAUAAAGAUAGUCCAACAAGAACAAUUAGAGUAACAAAAGAAAUGCUUCAUACAUCAAUAAAAAUACAUAUAUGUUUUGUUAAAGAAGCAAUAAAUAGUCAAAUAAGUAGUUAUCAUGAAUAUCAUAAUCAUGUAAGAAAAUGGUGUAUAAUUGAUUGGGAAAAAAAUAGAGCUGAAUUAAUAAGACCUAAAGGUUUAUGGGGACCUGAAAAAUGUUCAAAAUAUCAAAAAUAUCAAUUAUCAACUGUUGAAGGACCAUUUAGAGUUAGAAAAAAAACUUUUCCUGAUUCAACUUUUUAUCAUAGAUAUCCAUAUAGACCACAAAUGGAUACUAUAGAAGGUAAAUUAUUAAGAAAUAAAGUAGCAUUAUGUAGAGAUAGUAAAAUUUAUUAUGAAAAAAUGCAUAAACAUCGUUUUUUAACAAUGGAUGAAAGAAUUAUUGAUAAAAGUUUAUAUUCAUUAGGAAAUGGUAGUAAUAAUGAAGAAACAAUACAAGAAUUUAAUAAUGAAGUAACUUUUUCAAUGAUAAGAAGAUUAGCUAAAAGUAAUAAAGAUAUGACAAAUUCAAAAGAAGAUGAUGAUCAAGAAGAAAUUAUUGAUAAUGAAAAUCAAAAAAAAGAUAUAAUUCAAGGAAAUGAAAAUAAUACAGAAGAAACAAAUAUAAAUAAUCAAAAAAAAGCUUUUGGACCAGAUAAUCAAUCAUUAUUAAGACUUCUAGAACCAGGUGAACAAUUACAUAGUAUGUUUAGAUGUGCUAGAGUUCAAGGUCUUGAUACAAUGGAAGGAUUAAUACUUUUUGGAAAAGAAUAUUGUUAUGUUAUAGAUGGUUUUACACUUUUAAAAACAAGAGAAAUAAGAGAUUUAGAAUUUUUACCUGAACAAUUUCAUGAUCCAAUUGUUCCAUAUACUGCUUUAGGUGGUUCAAAUAGAACAAAAUCAGCUAGACAAUGUCAUAAAAUUGCUUACGAUGAUAUUGCAUCUGUUCAUCGUCGACGAUAUAUGCUUCAACCAAUAUCAAUUGAAAUAUUUUGUCAUUCUGGUGAAAAUUUUCUUCUUGCAUUUCCAAAAAGAACUAGAAAUAGAGUUUAUCAGAAGUUUACUGCAAUUUCAAAAUCUGAUGAUACAUCAAAACAAGGUUUAAAUCCAAUUACUGCUCCAAACAAAAGAUUUGCAUAUGGUGAACAAUUAGCUGAAACAUUUAUUAAUUCUAUCAUUGGUCAACAAAGUAUUACAAAAAAAUGGGUUAAAGGAGAAAUAUCUAAUUUUGAAUAUUUAAUAUAUCUUAAUACUGUAUCAGGUCGAUCAUAUAAUGAUUUAUCACAAUAUCCUAUAUUUCCAUGGAUUAUUCAAGAUUAUACUUCAGAUAAAUUAGAUUUACAAAAUCCAAAAACAUUUCGCGAUUUAUCAAAACCUAUGGGAGCACAAAGUGCAGAAAGGUUAAAUCAAUUUCUUAAAAGAUAUUCUGAAUGGGAUGAUCCAUCACAUGAAACACCACCAUAUAUGUAUGGUACACAUUAUAGUAGUGCAAUGAUAGUUUUAUCAUUUAUGGUAAGAGUUGAACCAUUUACAACACAAUUUUUAAAAUUACAAGGUGGACAUUUUGAUUUAGCUGAUAGGAUGUUUCAUUCAAUUGAAGAUUCUUUUAUUAGUGCUAGUAAAAAUAAUAUGGCUGAUGUUAGAGAAUUGAUACCAGAAUUUUUUUAUUUACCAGAAUUAUUUAAAAAUGAAAAUAAUUUUGAUUUUGGUAAUAAACAAAAUGGUGUACUUCUUAACGAUGUUAUAUUACCACCAUGGGCUAAAGGUGAUCCAUCAGAAUUUGUAAGAAUGCAUAGAGAAGCAUUAGAAUGUGAUUAUGUCUCUGAACAUCUUCAUGAAUGGAUUGAUCUUAUAUUUGGAUAUAAACAAAUAGGUGAAGAUGCCAUUAAAGCACAUAAUGUUUUUCAUCAUCUUUUUUAUGAAGGUAGUGUUGAUUUUGAUAAUAUUAAUGAUCCAUUAACAAAAAAUGCUACACUUGGUUUUAUUAAUAAUUUUGGUCAAAUUCCAACACAAUUAUUUAAAAAACCUCAUCCUCAAAGAAAACCACAAUAUAAUACACCAUAUAAUAAUACAAAUGGUACAACAACAAAUCAAUGUUUUUAUCAUAAUCUUGAUGCAUUAAAGCCAUUUGUCAAACCUGUCAAGGAAUUAGGAUCAGCUAUAGGAACAAUUUGUUUUUCAGAUAAGGGACAUAUAAUAGCAUUAGAGCAUAACAAAGUUAUGAUAAACAGUGUAAAUUUCGUUUCAUGGGGUUUUAAUGAUAAAUCAUUAAGAAUAGGAAAUGUUGAAAAUGACAAAUCUAUGACAUUUUUUGAGUUAAAUGACAAUGUUGACAUUAGUUGUAUGGCAUCUGGAAAUAAUAAAUUACUUUUUGGUGGUCUAAUAACAGGAGGUAUUCAUGUUUGGAGUAUAUGUAAUAAAUGGCCAAGAUUAAAGUAUCUUAAACAUUUAUUAGCACAUACAGAUGCUGUUACAGUAAUGGUUGUAUCAAAAUCAUUUAAUUUACUUAUAUCUGGUUCAAGAGAUGGUUCAGUUAUUUUAUGGAAUCCAGAAACACUUAAUUUUGUAAGACAACUUGAUAAUCAUGGUCAAUCAAUUACAGCUAUACAAAUUAAUGAAAUAUCUGGUGAUAUUGGUACAGCAUCUGGUUCAAUGAUGUAUAUAUGGUCAAUAAAUGGUACAUUAUUAUCAUCAAUUGAUACAUCUGAUUCAAAAGGAUCUUUAACUUCAUCAAGAAUUAUACUUUGUAUAUCAUUUUCAACUAUCAAUGAAUAUGAUUCACAGAAUGUUAUUAUGUGUGGUAGAAAUGAUGGUUUAGUUUUAAUCUAUUCAAUGGAAAUGAUUAAAAGUGAUAAAAAAAAUGAUAAUAAUUUAAAAUUAGCUAAUACAAUUCGUGAAUUAACUAGUCCAAAAAUUUUUACUAAUGCUAAUACUAUAAAAGAUCAACUUUUUAAUAAAAAUAAUAAAGGAAAAUUAUUAUCAAUAUCAUCUUUAAAUAAUGAUAAAGAUGAAGGAUUAGGAUGUGAUAGUAAUACAACAUCGAUAUCAUUAAAUAAUGAAAAAAUUGUAAAAAAAGAUUCACAUGAUAGUGAUGAUAAUCAAGAUAUAAAUGAAUUAAAUAUAUGGAGAAGAGAACUUAUUUUACGUAAGAUACUUGGACUACAUACAGCAUUUAAUAAAAUUACAAACCAAAGACCUGCACCAAUAACAGCAAUACUUCCGGCAAAAGACCACAAAAAAUUAUAUAUUGGUGAUGGAGUUGGAAGAAUUCUUUUAUGGGCACUUGACACAAGACAAUUAACUGAACAAUAA